AAUAACCAAAAAACGCUAUCUAUUUCGCUGGUUUGUUAUUGUUUUCUUAGUUAUAAAUUAUUUCUUUUAGAAAAUCGUGGGAUCAUUUUUACCUUGUUUUGUGUAUUCAUACAAUCGUGGAACGUCAUGGCUCAAAGAGAACGCCGUUCAAAUGCCGGGAAUCGUAUGGCCAAAUUGCUGGACGAAGAAGAAGAAGACGAUUUUUAUAAAACUACUUACGGCGGUUUCCAAGAAGUAGCUGAAGACAACGAUUAUAUUCAAGAGAAAGAGCAAGAUGAUGUGGUUGAUUCAGACUUUGACAUUGAUGAGAAUGACGAACCGGUGUCUGAUCAGGAAGCUGAAGGAAAAGAAAAAAGGAAAACAUCUUCUGGUGCUUACAAGGAUCCCAACAAGAAAAAGAAAGCAACAAAAAAGCCAGUAGUGAAAAAGCCAAAAGAUCCAGUAGCAAAAGAGGAGAAUCCUGAAAAAUCUGAGAAAACUGAAAGAGUUAUUCUUGAUACAUCCAUUGAACGAAAGUCAAUCAGACAGACGACAGCGCUGAAAUCAGCAGAAACACAGCAACGGAUCAAAAUCAGAUCGGAGCUCAAGAAGAAAAAGCCAAAGAAAGUUGAGGAUAAAAUGCCCACACAAGAAGAACUGUUAGAAGAGGCACUCAUAACUGAACAGGAAAAUUUGAAGAGUUUAGAGAGAUUUGAACAAAUUGAAAUGGAGAGGAAAAAAGUUCGACCCACAAAGAAAACUAUAUCUGGACCUGUAAUCAGAUAUCAUUCUUUCUCCGUGCCAGUGGAAAUUGAAUCACCAGAAGAUAAAAUUUUAGCUCCAGCCGAUAUUUCACUUAGCGAAAUCAUCAAGAGUGAAGUUGUACUAUUGACACCUGGUGAAGCCAGUGCAGCGGACGUGUCUAUGGCCGAACCAAAGACAGAGACAGAAGAGGCUGACGUCAAGGACGUAGACACGAAGAUGGAUGUUGACGUCAUCGGGCCCGAUGAAAUAAUAGACAUUGGCAAAAUUAACACCAAAGAAGAAAAACAAAUUAAACGACAGAGUAAAAACGUGAAAUAUCACGAGAGGACACUAUUAUCGUUCGUCAACGAUAUCAAUGAUAAGGCUUACGACACCUGCUUCCCGAAAUCCCGGCCAAAGCGACGCAGGGAACUACUGUGUGCUGUUACGAAACGUCCAGCUCGCUACAUAGAUCCAAUAACAAAAUUGCCGUACCGCAGUGUCGACGCGUUCAGAAUAAUACGAGAGGCGUAUUAUCAACAGUUGGAAGCGAGGGGCGACCGCUCUGAUCCUCAGGUGGCUGCAUGGUUGCAAUGGCGGAAGGCUGACGCGGCAUCGAAUUACGUGCAACUUCAUAUAAAGUGAACAAUAAGAGACAAAAUAAUAGUAUCCUUCAUUCAUAACAUCCGAAUACUUUUUAGAUACGUGCAAGUGGAAAACAACCAUUAAAUAUAUUAUUUUCGUUUCUAAUACACGUAAAAUUGUACAUUAUAACUGCGUGUAAGCCGUCUAAAAUUACAUUUUAAACUCUGCUGCAUAAAGUAUGAUUUUAUUGUUUGUAUAAAGCGUAAAAUAAAAUCUCGUGCAAAAGUAAAAUCUUAAUGUAAUCGGGCGUUUCUCCGAGCGUUUCGACCGCUCCGACCGCGCAGUCAUUACCAUCUGUCAAUUUUCUUAAAAAAGGAAUCAUUUUCCAAAAUCAAUUAUUCAUGAAAUUAACAUUACCACAUCACAUAUAAUGAUUUUAAAGUCAGAUAGUAAAACUAAUUGUUGUCUUUGUUAAAAUUUGAAAAAUGGUAAUGACAGCGCAGACGCAGCGUUCGAAACGCUCGGAGAAACACCCAAUCAGCUCAACUCAAGUGGUCAGCAAGUUGAUUGGCCAAUACAAAGAGGCGCUUGCAUCAAGGAAUAUUAGAUUGCUUAUUUAUAUUAUGUACUAUUGUUAAUUUCCCCGCAAUUGAAGUGAAAAGUAGAGUAUACAAUACAAGGUUACUGGUAUCUAACGCAUAACCUUCCAAAGGCGCAUAAGGUACACAGAGAGUGACAUCUUUUGUUCUAUGACUUUUGUCUAAACGUAAUAAUAAUUUUAGUUUUAAUGUCGUUUCUAUAAACGAUAACUCUAUGUUCGAUUCCGCUACGUACCGCUACACUGUACUGUCUCCUGUUGCUUGGCUAUUACAAGAGUUAAAAUGUGUAGAAUAGCAAAUUAAAUUGUAUUUUCUUUAUAUGAAAAAAAUACUACGAAUCACGAAAAGUAGUCGUAGAAUAAAAGUUGUUUGUUUUACCCAAGUAGUCUUUAGGAAGUUUUGCGUUUUACGCCAGUAACCCUGUAUACCUCUAUAGUAAAUCGACAUUUCACCCUCAGAGUAGUAAUCCACCCUAGCGGGUGUUUACAACUUUUCAAAUUUUUACAAAGAAGAACUAGUUUUGCUAUCUGACUUUAAAAUAAUUAAUCUGUGCUGUGGUAAUUGGUAAUGUCAAUUUUAUGAAUGAUUGAUUUUGGAAAUGAUUCUUGCCUCAAGAAAAUUGUUUGACAAUUGUUUGAUAUAAACGCCUUGGUAAUAAUGUUUCGAUGUAUGAUGUUGAUAUAUAAUUUACUAUUAUAGUCAGUGUAAAUUAUUACAUGUUUUUUUUAGUUCUAAUAAUGCAUUUUGACUCUGACAUAGUGACGUCACUCCCACGUCAAUGUCAUAAAAUAGGAUACUUAUUGUUGCCUGACUGAAUAAUCACAUUUUUUUUGUAUAUACUUAUUAUUGUAUAUAUAGGUUAGAAGUUGAACGAUUAUCUUAUUGGUUUAGCUGAUUAAGAUAAUAUUUGUUUCUAUUGUAGUCUGAAAAACGGAUAAUGACUUGUAUUGAUUUGUCUCUGUCACUUGUAUGAAUAUAAUACUGAACAAAUAGCAUGUGAGAACGAAAUGGCUAUAUUAUUGCCUUAUUAGUCUUAAUUUUAACACUGAGGGUGAAGUGCAGGCAUUGCGUUUCACUACGCACACUGAUGCGUAAUUAAGAGUAUAUCGAUAAAUUAAAUAUCUUGAGAUUGUAAGAAUGAAUUAAUAGGUAAAUAGAUUUUUGUACAAAAUA
Molecule: messenger RNA, 3080 nt
Organism: Plodia interpunctella (Indianmeal moth)
Lineage: Eukaryota; Metazoa; Arthropoda; Insecta; Lepidoptera; Pyralidae
Gene: YL-1
Product: YL-1
Exons: 10
Coding region: 127-1368 (413 amino acids)
Biological process (GO): chromatin remodeling; regulation of DNA-templated transcription
Cellular component (GO): nucleus
Molecular function (GO): ATP-dependent H2AZ histone chaperone activity
Source: RefSeq, a predicted model, not a curated record